Cooperia oncophora is the source of this 375-nucleotide messenger RNA. Lineage: Eukaryota; Metazoa; Nematoda; Chromadorea; Rhabditida; Trichostrongylidae. The record is from the annotation of a GenBank genome assembly.
GUAAAACUCAAGACUCAAGCCUCGUUCAAAGGAGAUGUGUGCACUCAUUGCCAUAUAAUCGUGGGAACGAUCCCAGUGAGAAACCCUUAUGUUGCACCACAACCGUCAGCACCAUCAAUGGACGUGCCACUGCCGUCGUCAAGCGAACAGCCUUCGGCACCACCGUUGGAUACGCCUCCACCUUAUCCAGUAGGUAACGGAGUCAAUGUUAAUCCACCGCCGCCACCCAGCUAUGAAGAAGCAGUCCAGGGAGUUAGUGGCACCACCAUGGAUACUGAUGAUAUGGAGCCGUUCGUCCCUCGAUAUCCGUUCUAUCCACAGUUGAAGGAUGUCGUUUCGGAAAAGUCAGCCAUCGAUGGAUCCGGCAAAACAUAG